Molecule: messenger RNA, 2941 nt
Organism: Daldinia caldariorum
Lineage: Eukaryota; Fungi; Ascomycota; Sordariomycetes; Xylariales; Hypoxylaceae
Exons: 2
Coding region: 262-2886 (874 amino acids)
Biological process (GO): DNA-templated transcription; transcription elongation by RNA polymerase I; regulation of mRNA 3'-end processing
Cellular component (GO): nucleus
Molecular function (GO): RNA polymerase II transcription regulatory region sequence-specific DNA binding
Source: RefSeq, a predicted model, not a curated record
CUACCAGUGCCCAAAGGAAAAAGGCUAGGUCUCUUUUUAAGUGCUAAAAGAGCUUGGAGGUCAUAUUCUGGUUACUUUUGCCUUCGCCUUCUGGUCAAAUCAUAGAUCAACCCAGCUCCGUAGAAGUCAUGAUUGUCUGAAGAGUGCUGCCAAUAUCUAAAGUCGCAACGUAGACUCACUCUUACAACGCCAAUCAACUAAAACAAUCCGUACUGCAACUUGACCUGAAUCCCCCUAAUUUGCAUUCCGUCAACCUCCAAUAUGUCUGGUGAACCAGAGCCUCGUCGAUCUGUGCGAGCCACAAAAGGGCAACACACGAAAGUAUUCGACCAACUCGAAAACGGGCCAGAGCCAGCUAAGAGACGCCAGACCAAAAAGAACAGCAAGAAGGCGACCGAAAAGGACGAGAAACAAGAGGAGGAUGAAGAGAUCAUCCGUUGCAUCUGCGGUGCUACCACGCAGGACGAUGAUGACACGAACGAGCCGUGGAUUGCAUGCGACAAGUGCGGCGCUUGGCAGCACAACGUGUGUAUGGGCAUGAGUGUUUUUACGGAAGAUUUAACUAGAGAUUACUUCUGUGAACAAUGCGCGCCCGAGGACCACAAAAGUACCCUGGAGGCUAUGAAGAAGGGUGAGAAGCCUUGGGAGGAUCGUAGGCACAAGUAUGAAGAAGAGAAGAAGCGCAAAAAAGGGGGUAGAAAGAGCAAGGGAAAGCGUGUAAGCGACCCCAAGGACCGAGCAUCACCGAGUGCAUCCAGCGCGAAAGGAAAGGCAUCUACCCCUGACGCGAAAAAGGAUGAGACUACUCCUGAGUCGGCUUCAAAGGGCAAGCGCAAGGCUCGAGAUCAGUCGCAAGGACCACAGAGCAAGCUUCGCAAGGUUUCAGAGGUACAAGCAGUUCCAUCAGGUCCGGCAUAUACGCCCCCUGAUGAUCUGCCCGAGAGCAUACAGAAGCUUGAGGGACCUCGAAGACAAGCAGCAUUAGGCUUACAGAAGUCUCUUGAUGUUGCUGUUGACCUUACUGAGAAGAAGAAGCUGUAUACGCUCCCCGAAGGCUCAUCCAAAAAGGAUGUUACUGAACGGUUAGCUAUCGAGAUUGAACGAGCCUUUCAAGAUACUCAUCCGAAUACCUCUCAUAACGCAUCUCAGCUUCGCGCACUGUUCUUCAGUCUGAAAAACAAUCUGGAACUUGCUAGUCAGGUCCUGAAUAGGUCAUUGCCACCUACAUCCUUUGUCGUGAUGACUGGUGACCAGCUUGCAACUAAGGAGCAGCAGCGUGAGACGGCCGAGAUGAAAGCGCGGGCGGAGAAGCAAUCCAUUCUGAUUACUGACGAUGGCCCCCGGGUACGACGAACUCACAAAGGAGAGGAAGUUGUGGAAGUGGACCACCUUGCAGUUGAAUUAGACGAGGCCCCGUCUACUCUUCGCCGAAAGGGUGUUAGAGAAGCUAGUGAGGCUGCGAAUGCGAGCAACGAGGCGGCUGCAUCAUCGGCGGAUGGAGGGGCAUCUCCUGCAAAUACUGGCAGCCUUUCUAGCUCGUCAGCGGUGCCUCUUCGGGUUGAUACCCAGACACACCAGCAAUCGCCCAGAAGAUCGGAUUUUGAUAUUGGCAAAGUUUUCUCGAGCGUGCGCUCUCCUUCGGUAUCUCAUCAAAGACGAGCCUCUACACAAGUUCAGUCGGCAGGUCCCGGCGACGAUCCUGAAGUUGACCGACUACUCCAGGAAGAUGGUAACGAGUCUCCGCCAUACUCACCGACCGAGCACGUCGACCCUGAUAUCGUGUGGCGCGGUCCCCUUGUUAUGACCAACGUGGCCGAGGUUGAUACCGUAGCGAGGUAUGCUGGUGGCGCCGAUCUUAGCAAGGUUAGGAACAUUGCAUGGAAAGACUUGAUACCGCCCCUUCUCACCGUCGCCGGACGUAUCGCAGAAGAGAAAGCUAUUCCGUAUCUUUGCGGGUUGAGAUAUAACAACCAGGUAGACCUAGUCAUUACUAGUUUGUCUCCGAGUCACCCCACGGACCCCGCCGCACGAAAGCAAUUCUCGGCUGUCAUUGAAUACUUCCAAUCUAAGAAACGAUAUGGAGUUGUUGGCGAGAAGAAGCUAGGCAAUGUUAGAGACACCUACUUGGUCCCCGUAGCGGAAGGCGACGGCCCGAUCCCAGAACCAUUGCAAAACAUUGGAGAUCACCUCAUUCCUCUGAAGCGUUCCGAGCCUAUGCUCCUAAUGAUCUUUGUCUAUCGCGACGAGAAACAGGCACAGAUUCCGAUCGACCAACAGCGUUCAGAGCUACAGAAAGCGACCUCGGCAACACCAACUCAAGGUACACCAAUGCCGCCGAGACCAUCGCUUUCAGGUCCGUCGUGGUCACCUGCAACACCUCAGGGACCCUUCGGUACCCCGACUUUGCCUCAGCCGCAAUACAGUCAAACGCCGAUUCCGCCUCCUAAGAUCCCAGGCCAUCCGACACCAGUAGUGCCGCCCCGCCAGGCGCCACCCGUAUCCGCACCCGCACCCGCACCUGUGCCGGCACCCGCGCCGCAAGUUGCCCAAGACCCUAUGGUUCCGGCUUUACGAGCUGCACAGGCUGAAGGCGAAAUGAAGGCUCGACAAGUACUUGGUCCUCUGUUCUCGAGCUCAACCGUGGCCUUCCUUCUUCCUCAUGCGGCUCGUAUGAAGGAAGGCGAGUGGACUGCCGUUCGUAGAGCCUUAGAGCGUGAUCCACGCGCUCGUGAUGAUCUACAGCUUCUGAGUAAGCUUUUGACUGAAGAGGGUAACAACCACCGUAAGAAUGGUCCGCAACCCAACCCAGUCCCUUCUGGUGUCGCCCAGACUACGAUUGCCGCGACAAUUGAAGGUUCGGCACCAGCAGUCCAGCCUAAUACGUAACCCUUCCCAUUUAUCGAUCAACAGAACAAUUCAAUGCGGAUAUAUAUGUAUUCUG